AUGGCCGACUCCGAAGAGGUCCCCAUCCCCCAGGUCCCUGGCCUGCCAAUCAUUGGCAACAUGAACGACUUCGAUGUCGCCUAUCCUCUUGGCUCCAUCAUUCACAUGGCCGAGACUUAUGGCUCCAUCUUCAGAUAUGUCCUCGCUGGCCAACCACGCAUCGUCGUGAGCAGCCAAGCAUUGGUGAAUGAGGUUUGCGACGAGAAGAGGUUUAUGAAAAAGGUGGCGGCCGGUCUGGAACAGGUCCGCAACGGCAUUCACGAUGGCCUGUUUACCGCCUACGGCCCGCACGAGAAGAACUGGGGCAUUGCCCACCGCAUCCUCAUCCCGGCCUUUGGCCCGCUCUCCAUCCGCGGCAUGUUCGACGAGAUGCACGACAUCGCGAGCCAGCUGGUCCUGAAGUUCGCGAGACACGGGCCCAAUCACCUCAUCGAGGUCACCGAGGAUUUCACGAGGCUGACCCUGGACACCCUGGCCCUGUGCGCCAUGGACUACCGUUUCAACUCCUUCUAUUCCGCUGAGAUGCACCCCUUCGUCCAGGCCAUGGUCGACUUCCUCAUCGAGUCUGGCAACCGGUCAAGGAGACCGGCCAUUGCCCAGUCCUUCUACCGCGCCGCCCAGUACAAGUACGACGCCGACAUCUCCAUCCUCCAAAAGACCGGCCAGGACGUCAUUGAUGCACGGAGGAAGAACCCAACCGUGAAAAAGGAUUUGCUGAACUACAUGCUUGACGGCCGCGAUCCCAAGACUGGUGAAGGCCUCAGCGAUUCCAGCAUCAUCGACAACAUGAUCACUUUCCUCAUUGCCGGCCACGAGACCACCUCUGGCAUGCUCUCCUUCACCUUCCACUACCUCCUCAAGAACCCCCAGUCUUAUGCCAAGGCCCAGCAGGAGGUUGACACCGUCAUUGGCCAGGGUCCCAUCACCGUCGAGCACAUGUCCAAGUUGCCCUACAUCAAUGCUGUCCUUCGUGAGGCCCUCCGCUUGAACCCUACAGCGCCUAUGAUCACAGUGGCGCCAGAAAAGGACCAAGUGAUUGGUGGCAAGUACCGCAUUCCGGCUGAUGAGCCAGUCAACCUUUUGCUUCAUACCCUCCACCGCGAUCCCAAGGUUUGGGGCGAGAAUGCAGAGCAGUGGGACCCGGACAGGAUGUUGGAUGAAAACUUCAACAGAAUUCAGAAGGAGUUCCCCAACUCUUGGAAGCCUUUCGGUAAUGGCAUGCGUGCUUGUAUUGGUCGGCCUUUCGCCUGGCAGGAAGCAGUCCUGGUCGUCGCCAUUCUACUCCAGAACUUCAACUUCGUCGCCGAAGAUCCGUCAUACUCGCUCAGCUUCAAGCAGUCUCUCACCAUCAAGCCAAAGGACUUCCGCAUGCGCGCCAUCUUGCGCAAUGGCCGCAACCCGACUACUCUUGAGCACCAAUUGGCUGCCGGCGCUGCCAGAGAGCGUGCCACGUCCGAAGCCGCCAAGCCCAGCAAGCAGGCCGAGUCCCAGAAUGGUGUUCCCUUCUCCAUUUACUACGGCUCCAACACGGGAACCUGUGAGGCGCUUGCUCGUAGGCUUGCCAGUGAUGCCGCCGCCCAUGGCUUCCGCGUCGCGACGAUCGACUCGUUGGAUUCUGCCAAGGAGAAUCUUCCCAAGGACCAGCCUGUUGCAAUCGUGACGGCAUCGUAUGAGGGCCAGCCGGCUGACAACGCGGCGCACUUUGUUGCCUGGAUGGAGAGUUUGAAGGGCAACGAGCUCGACGGCGUGAACUACACCGUCUUCGGAUGCGGCCACCACGACUGGGCUGCCACUUUCCACCGCAUCCCCAACCUUGUAAACGAGGUCCUCGAGCAGCGUGGUGCAAAGCGUGUUGCUCCUUUGGGCACGGCUGAUGCUGGCCAGGGUGACAUCUUCUCUGAUUUCGAGAAAUGGGAGGAUGAGUCGUUCUGGCCGGCGAUGAAGGAGAAGUUCAACGCAGCCGGAGCCACCGACGCCCCGCUGUUUGAGCAGCUCGAGGUUCAAGUCUCUGCUCCCCGCGCCUCGCUUUUGAAGCAGGAAGUCAAGGAGGCUCGCGUCGUCGAGGCCAAGGUCCUUUCUCAUCCCGACGUGCCGGAGAAGCGCCACAUCGAGAUCCAGCUUCCCUCGGACAUGACAUACUCGGUGGGCGACUACCUCGCCAUCUUGCCGCUCAACCCCAAGGCGAAUGUUGCCCGCGCGAUGCGCUAUUUCGGUCUCGCUUGGGACAGCAUGGUCACCAUCUCGGCCGCAGGACCCACAACCUUGCCCACUGGCAUGCCUGUUUCGGCUGCUGAUCUCUUCGGCGCGUACGUCGAGCUCGCGCAGCCCGCCAGCAAGCGCACCAUCACUACUCUCAUCGGUGCGACCAAGGACGAAGAAGCCAUCGCCGCCCUGACCAAGCUCGCCGGCGAGAACUUCGACACCGAAGUCAUCACCAAGCGCUUGUCCGUCCUCGACAUCCUGGAGCGCUUCACCUCCAUCACCCUCCCGUUGCCCUCCUUCCUCCAGUUGCAGCCACCGAUGCGCGUCCGUCAGUACUCUAUCUCGUCGUCGCCACUGUCCAACCCAAGUCGCGUCACGCUGACCUACGCCGUCCUCGACCAACCAUCCCUCGCGGCGCCCGACCAGCACCGCCACAUCGGCGUAGCUUCCUCUUAUCUCUCUCACCUCGAAGCCGGCGAUGCUUUGCACGUCAGCGUCCGCCCCUCGUCUCAGGCCUUCCGCCUCCCCGCCGACCCGGAGGUGACGCCCAUCAUCAUGGUCGCCGCCGGCACCGGCCUUGCCCCCUUCCGGGGUUUCGUCCAGGAGCGUGCAGCGCAGAUCGGGGCCGGUCGCAAACUCGCGCCCGCCCUGCUUUUCUACGGCUGCCGUGCUCCCGGCAAAGACGAUCUCUACAAGGAGCUCUUCGACGAGUGGGAGGCCAGGGGCGUGGUGCAGGUGCGCCGCGCGUACAGCCGUGCCAAGGACCAGAGCGGCGGCUGCGGCUACGUCCAGGAGCGCUUAUGGCAGGACAGGAAGGAGGUGGUUGAGUUGUUCGAUGCGGGGGCGAAGGUCUACGUCUGCGGCAGCGCCACGAUCGGACAGGCUGUGAGCAAGGUGUGCUGCGAGAUUACGCUCGAGAGGCAGCAGGAGCUGGGUAACGAUACGAACAUGGAGAGGGUGGUGAAGUGGUUCGAGACGAUCAGGAAUGACCGGUUUGCAACGGAUGUGUUUGCUUAG
Molecule: messenger RNA, 3219 nt
Organism: Diplodia corticola
Lineage: Eukaryota; Fungi; Ascomycota; Dothideomycetes; Botryosphaeriales; Botryosphaeriaceae
Product: cytochrome p450
Exons: 4
Coding region: 1-3219 (1072 amino acids)
Cellular component (GO): cytosol
Molecular function (GO): aromatase activity; flavin adenine dinucleotide binding; heme binding
Source: RefSeq, a predicted model, not a curated record